AUGAAGUUUUCGUCUCUCUUAUUCACCACAUUAGUCGCCCUUGCCUCUGGCCAUUACGUUGAUGAGAAACCUGAAAGCCGUCAUGAAGUGCAUUCUAACUAUCAUGAUGUGAGAUCUCAUCACACGUCCGAGGAUCCUGCUGAAAGCCGUUACAACGAGGGGCCUUCUGAGUACGAGGUGAGAUCGUCUCAUCACAAGUCUGAUGUGCAUGAACGCACCCAUCAAGACAGUACCAACAGCAACAACCUUCGUGGAGGGCCCUCUGCUGGAAAUGGCUAUGCUCAUGGUCGAUCUGGUUACUACCACGGCACCGAUUCCAACGAACCUCGAGCUGGCGAGGGCCGAAGUGUGCAACACGACGUUCUCAUAAUAGGUGCUGGAGCUGCUGGUCUCAGUGCCGCCCACGAGCUCGAAAAACAGGGCUGGACUAAUUACAAGAUCCUAGAGGCGCGAUCUUCCAGAUGGGGGCUGUACUAG
Molecule: messenger RNA, 477 nt
Organism: Cylindrotheca closterium
Lineage: Eukaryota; Bacillariophyta; Bacillariophyceae; Bacillariales; Bacillariaceae
Source: the annotation of a GenBank genome assembly